Knipowitschia caucasica is the source of this 5364-nucleotide messenger RNA. Lineage: Eukaryota; Metazoa; Chordata; Actinopteri; Gobiiformes; Gobiidae. The record is from the annotation of a GenBank genome assembly.
AUGCAGUCCUCCUCUCAGCCCUCGAAACCUCGCCGCUUUGACGCCACCAAACGGACUGUCCCAAAGCCGCGCACGUCUGCCCUUCCCAAGGAGGAUAAAAACAUGAACACGAUCCCCAACCCUGCAGCGCGCCGGGUCACCAAAGCACCAGUGGCUUCACCCAGGACGAGACUGGGAGCACAGCCACGACCUCCUCUCUACCAACCAAAAUCAAUUGCGCAAAAACCAGCGGCUGCUAACUUCAAAGCUGCUAAACCAAAGGCAAAAACUACACGUACGUCUGCAGCAAACCAGCUCUCUGCUUCACCUGCCCCGCCAUCGCUUCUUCCUCUUGACCCAAAUUGCAAUGAGCCUAGUUUGCCGUGCCUCUGCUGUGAUGGCCGCUCCCCUCAGGACAGCAACAGCAUGUUCAACCACAACCACAAUAACAACAACACAAUCUCUCUACGACAGCAGAUGCAACUCCCAGCACCACCCGGCCCUUUAUUUCAAAAGCAAGAAGAGAUGAGAGUAAAGGAAGAGCAGCCUAAACCAGCUUUGGACGAGCCACAGAAAGACAACGCCGCUUCUAUGGCUGCUAGUUUGGAGAACGAUAACAAAAGUGAUCACAAACUGGACAUUUCGAACAACGGUGUUAAAGUAGAUGAGGAUGACGAUGAUGACGAUAGCAGUGGGGACAUUGACAUUGACGAGGAAGAGGAGCCAGAUCACUACGGUGAUGACGAAGAUGACGACGACGAUGACACGCUGGUUCCGUCUUGCUGCGACUGUCCCCCUUCACUUCUCGACUUCUCGCUUUCGUCUUCCACAUCCUCGUCAUCCACUUCCAUCAGCUCUUGCUCUGAUCUUGAUUCAGACAGCGCUGAUCAAACCUACUCCAUGAGCUCAUCCAAUGACCAGGAGAACUUGUCCUUCAUGUUGUCUCCAAAAGUCUGCUGCCCUGAAUCCAAACCACCAGCGCGUUCGCUUCCGUCGCUCCCCCGUUCUCGGAACCCCUUCUACUUGUCAUCUCCCGCCUCCCCCGAUGAAGGUUACCCCUCUGCCCUUGACUCUCCUGACUAUUUAGGAAUAAAAGAGGAUUGCGAGAUGAGCAAACUUAGCUUACUGGACUUCCUAGAGUCUGUGGGCGAGUUUGGGAAAAUGGAACGAUUCAGUCAGGUCAUCCAAGUAGCACGCUGGGAUCUGGAAGGAGAACAACACUGGGAUGUGCUUAGAGAUCGCAUUGAUCACUUAGAUCGCUUGGAGAAGGUAAACAGGGAGGUGAAACUAGCAUACAUCGCCAAAUUGCAUGAGAAAGGGUAUGAUUUGAGUGACUUGGUGGAGCAGGAUUUGUCAGAUAUUAUGGAUGAAAUGGGAAAUAUAGAUAUUCCUUGGAAGUUGUAUAAAAAUCCCAAAGGAAAAAUGCAAGACUCGCAGGAAUUUUCUGACGCUGGGGUGGACCUCACUGCUCCAUCGGACUGUGAAGACCCCCUGGCGCCGGAUUCUCUUACUCCUUCCCCAAUUGAAGCCCCGCCCAAGCCGCCAGCCCGCCAUGCCAGUGUGACGUCUGACCUCCACACCUACAUAAAUAUAAGCAGGGAGCCCAGCACCUCUGUCGCUACUUCUCCUACCCCACUGUCAACUUUCUCUCUCCACACCACAUCGCCAACUUUUACAACCUUCCGAUGUGAGAAAUCCUCUCCAGUCACACCUCCAUCCAUUCCGCCAUUACCUGCCUCCAAGCAACUCCCAUACCUCACCCUGUAUACGGCCCCCUCUCCAACCAUCCCCACCCCGACUCCCCCUAUCCCGCCUCCCCGCACCCGUCACCUGGCCCGCAAAGAAGCUCAGAGACGCGCUGCUCUUCUGGCGGAACAAGAAAAGUCCCCGGAUUCUCUGCCACCGCCAACCACGCGCCCUCCGCCCCUACCUCCACCUCCUGUAAUUUCUGUAACGUCUACGUCUCCCCCUGCUAUACCGCCCCCUCCAGCUCUACCUCCUCCCCCCUCCUUCCAUGCGCUCGAUGUAGAAAUCCGAAAGUUACUGAUGCUUGCUGGGUUGACCCAAGCAGAGCUCCUCAAAAUUAGUCCGGAGCUUGGUAAUUGCGUCGGAGGCUAUGAGGAUGAAGACGAUGUGGACAAUGUUAUGUCUAGUUGUGACUUCACAGUGGAAGAUCUAGAAGAAGACACACAAUCUGGCAAUGGGUUAGUGGAUAGUUUAUGUUACAGAGGUGUAUUAGAAGGAAAAGAUAAUAAUGAGGAGAGGAAAGAUGUCCAAAAAACAACAUCCUUUGGUGAAAUGGCGAGAAGGCGCAAAAAGAACACCGCUUACACGUCUGCGCCUUAUUACAGCACUGGCCCGAGCAAUUCAAAAGACAACUAUGAGAUGUUACAUUACGAUUCCCAGAGACCAAGUUCACCACCUCCUCCUCCCCCGCCACGACCCUUACCUCCCAUACCCUCAUGCGCUAAUCCAAAAAGCAGCACCCUUCAAGCUAACUCUGCGCAGCCCGAGCGUUUCGACUGGCUGAUCGCAUUUACGCCCGAUUCAGAUGAGAUGAGAAAGCGAGCAUUGGUAACGUCAAAGAAAUGCGCUUCGUCUUCAGUCAAGUCUUCGUCAACAGGGUCUGGCCCAAAAACCACAACUUUUAAGGAGCUUCGGAAUCGUAAAUCCAGCUCACCGCCAAUUAAGUUCAUCAACGCGGCUGAACCGGACCCCAAUAUUAUCACGCCGGACCCGGACUUGCUUUACAACCUGAAGUGGAGGAGAGACAAGGCGGGAGAUGGCACCCAGUGGGAGUACACGUCCCAAGCGCAGGCCUUGUUCAUGCAGCCCCCACCCGCCCUUACUUCUAUGGCCGCCCUUCAAGAAAUGCUUCAAAGAGCCGAAGAGGAGAACGCAAAGAAGUCCAUAUCCAAAUUGUGUUCGCCUCAGAAUACGCUGGGGUGCUCAGUCAGUGACAGCAGCUUGUGGAACCUAGGCAUUAAGUGGGAGCAUGAAGACGGCAAGAUGGAAGGAAAGAAUGAAGAAAGUGAGGUGGAGGUGAGAGGCCAAGCCGACGGGGAAAGAACAGCUGAAUUCAGAACGGCAGCCUCUUCACCCAAUCCGCCCUUGGCCUGCUCUUCCCUUCCCUAUUUCCUUCACUCUGCUGACCAACCUCUCUAUCCAAACUCCGGUAACCCCUUUUUAGACGCCAGACCUCCCAAUGCGGUCGGAGAAAAUGCGCGCAGGAGCCGCUAUGAUGGCAGCCCGUUCGUUUACACAGGCGAUUUUGCUACCGACGCUUCUGACGUUUCUGAAUCCCUGGAAGACUUUGGCGUAGAUUCAAUUUGCGAUUACAGGGAUUACGAGCAGGAGAAUACUCAGUUUGCAUACAAACACGAACGCGAUCCAAAAUCCCUGUGUAAUUCUGAUUAUAAUUCACUCAAGCAGAGCACACCCACAGCACACAAUUGCCCAACCCCGUAUAAGAAUUUUGACGUCAUCAUGAGAUACAACACCUCGAGCCAAAAACAUCAGCUUUCGAACAGAGAUAAGGCUUCUAAAGAGCUUCCUCCACUUCCUGCCUUCUACCUGUAUCACCCCAAAAACUGCCCCAUGCACCGCGGCGCCCCUCCUCGCCUGUCACCCAUAGGCGCACUGUCCCCACCUCAGCGCUCUGGCCUCCCCCCUCCGGGAGCACCGCAGUCAGGCCUUAACUCCCCGCUCUUCCCCCGAUCCCACACCCUCCCUGCCCUGGCUGCCCCCCUGUACUACCCCAAUCUGUACCCUCCCGUCCCGCCCAGGGCACCCCCUCUGCCCCCCAAACUCUACCAGGAGCCGUCCCAUGUGGCGACUGUGCGCAGUGUGUCCUUCGCCGGCUCCGUGCACAGAGCAGAGCCGUGGAUGGCCCGGGAUGUGGGACCCCCGAUGAGAGGCCUGGGCUUGUCCCAUGAGAGUCUGCAGGAGAAGAGAGCUUUGGUCAGCGCGGUCAGCGUGGCAGUGGAGGCCAUCCUUGCACAGUUUAGCAGUUCUCGGACCGUAGUGCAGAAGGCCUUAUCUGGAGACAGCGCCGUAAAUCCAUCGCUGGGUCGCCUGGUGCUGCAGUGCCUGUGCCCCGCCCUCCACGGCCUGCUGACGGACGGCCUCAAACCCCACCACACUGACCUGAUCGCGGGCAGGAGGCCUAACACCGCCUGGAGCCUGGUCCAAGCCUCCACCAGGCCAGGCUCUAAAACACAAGCUCUUUUCAACCUCCAAGCCCGAGUAGGGGAUCUGCCUCAGCUCAGGCAGAGCAAACACCGCUUCAACGCGUACGUCCUUGGCCUACUUAACAUCAAGCAUCUGGACGUUUGGCUGUCUCACCUUCACACAAGCCAUGAUGUUCUGGAGACAUACUACCAGCCCUCGUCCUUCAUGCGUCUGUCUUUGGGCGCAUGUCACCCACAGUUUGAGGAGCUGCUGCUGGUGCUUCAGCCGCUGAGUUUGUUAACAUUCAACCUGGAUCUCCUCUUCCAACACCACCACAUCCACAGCCCAAAGAUCCAGAGCACUGCAGCCCACGACACAAACACCAACCAGACAGAGAAGUGCGAACAGAAGUACAUGGAGUCUCUGUCUGAGGAGGACAUUACAAGCGGGGAAAGCGGCAACGCUUCUAUGUCCCGAUCAAACUCGGAGACCACGCCAUCAGACAGAAGCAGCACAAAUGAGGAGGAGGAUUUGUUGGAGACCAGUCCUCAGCUACGAUGGGUGAAAGAGAAGGAGAUCAGCUCUUUGCCUCCUCCAAACAUGGAUGAGGACAGUCUGACACAACAGGCAGGACAGGUGAUCCAGCAGGGCUGGGAGGUGAUGGUUCGCUGGGGAGGACGUCUCAGCCAGAACUUGACAGAGUUAAGUUCAGGAGCAGUGAAGAAGGAGGAGCUAAGCUCACAGCACCUGCAGACUCACAGUGACUUUGUGCCUGUGAGCAGCCCCCGUGAUGCGGCACAGAGGCCCUGGGGUAUGGACCGUCUCUUUGGGGCCCCUAAAUCCUUGACCAGUCCUGGUGCUCUCCCAGCUCCCACCAGGCGCCCCUCUCAGUGGUUGGCCCCCGGUGUGACAGUGUUGACCAGGAUGGUGACCAGCAGCACGGUUCCUCUGUUAAAGAAAGUGACUGAACCCCAAGAGAAAACUCCAACAGAGCAUCCAUCCGAGGAGGCUGAAGCAGUGGAGGUGAUGGACCAACCCAGGCCACUCAGGUCAGUGCGGACAUUGUGCGAUCACAGAGGUUCCGGUUCAGAGCUCAGCUUCAGCAAAGACGAGAAGCUACAGAUUUUGGGCUCCGUGGACCAAGACUGGAUUCGCUGUCGCCGCGGAAACACUGAGGGACUGGUGCCCAUCGGCUAUACCUCUCUGAUCAUGUGA